Thamnophis sirtalis is the source of this 1446-nucleotide messenger RNA. NCBI's taxonomy places the organism in Eukaryota, Metazoa, Chordata, Lepidosauria, Squamata, Natricidae. The record is from RefSeq and is a predicted model, not a curated record.
AUGCCCAGCGCCAUCUACCAGCUGGAUGGAGAAGCCUCCCGCUGCUGCCCCCCGCCUGGCUUGGGCGGGCUGCUGACCCCCCACCAGAUCGCGCAGCAACCGGCUUGUUCCGGCAGCGGCUUCGCCCUGCCUGCCGGCCCCGAGCAGCCCAGCCUGGAGCCGCCUUCCCCGCCUCUCCUGCAAGAAGCCCAGGCGCCCCGAGACCCCGCGGCGGAGCUUUCCUUGGCCUUUGAGCAGCUUUCCAUCUUAGGGCUGGCGGAGGAGGAGGAAGAGGAGGAGGAGGAGGAGGAAGGAGAAGGCGGGAGAGAAAGGGAGGAGGAGGAGGCCAGGGAGGAUGGAGGACGACGAGGAGGAGGAGGAGGACCACGACCCGAGGACGACCUGAUGGAGGCAGGUGAUCCAGGUGGGCUGGACCCCUUCAGCUACCAUGGGCUUCCCCCGCUGGCAGCAGCGCCGCCCGCAGGUGGUGGGGGCCUGGUCCUGCUGGAGGCCGAGGGCAGCCCCCCAGCCUCCAACUGCGCCUCCCCCGUGGAGAUCCUCGGGGCCUUCCCGCCCCACCUGGGACACCCCGCUCCGCCACAGCACCCCCUGCUGGCCGGGCAACUGGGCAUCAUCGGCAGCCGCAAGAAAAGUGUCAACAUGACGGAAUGCGUCUCGGUGCCCAGCUCGGAGCAUGUGGCAGAAAUCGUGGGCCGUCAAGCAAAGGUAUAAAGAGAAUUCGCAAGUUUCAGUGGACAAAGAUGAGCGUCUGAUGGGCCGAAUCUUGAACUGAUGCUCUCCUAUCUUCCUUUGCCGGUUUUUACAUUUCAAAACUACCACAAUACAUGGCAAAAUAUAUUGUAGGAAAAUGUACCUUCCUUUUUUUCCAAAGCUGAAACAUUUUAAGGCGUUCUCCAAGCAUCUAAAUAAGAAUUACUCCGCCUCUUUGUUUCUAGCCAGCCUAAGUUGUUGUGAAACAUUUUUGUAUUGUUAAAGUUCGUAAUUUUGGGGUCUGUAUCAGUCUUUCUCCCCUUGUCAAUGGGGCACAUAUCUGCCCUAUUGUUCGCUUUGUUAGCUGAGACCAUGCUGUGUUGAGCGCGGUGACAUCACGCUCCUUGUAUCCUAUUGGAUAAUCCUGGAAGUACCCCCCCCUUCCCCUCCCGCCCCUCUUUGGCCACGCCCAAUUUAUAUUAGGCCAUGCAGCUCUCUUUCCAACUUUUUUUCUGCUUCUCCUGUCUUAGCAGCAAUCAGGGUUUAAUUCCUCAAGAAGGCAACCUGAGGUUUUUACUGUCCAAUCAGGUAAAUCUUCUCACUAUCUCUUUAACACAUAGUGAUUGGUUAGUGGUGGAUAAAAACAGUGUUUGCUCAGAUAGCUUUUUAUGGUCUACACUGCUUGUAAAUAGCAACGUUGACCAAAUAGAUUUUGAUUAAAGCAGUAUUGCCUUGAAAGAUUUUUUAAAAAAACUG